AGCCCGUUUCUCAAGAGGAGCCCCCCCACCUUGGAGGUACAACUCAGGCUGAAUCCGCUUUGCUGAGGACCAGCCUGGCUGGGAUGUCAUGUUGCGUGGCUUGGAGGUGAUGAGAAACAAAACAGCGUGCGAUAUUUAGAAACUUGGAUGCUUUUACCAGGAUUCCUGGAGCAUUGAUUUUGCGCAGUCUGAAAUGACAAGCAGGAAUUUACUUCUCUGGAUGCUUGUACUCAUUUUAACAACAACAACAGCAGGCUCCCUGUGGUGUGUUUCAUCAAUGAUGGUUUAAGAAAUUGUUGGACUUUUUUUUCCCCCUGCUUAAACUGCCAUUCACCCACAAUGUGAGCGAUCAUUUCCACUCGUCUUAUCUGCAGUUUUAUGAGCACCUCGAGUACGAUCACAGCGGCAGCACGGGUCCAACACGAAACAGAAGACAUAAAAAUGCUGCUGUGGAAUUCUGCAGGUGUCGAGGAUCUGCUAGGGAACAGCAGUAACAACGGGAUGUGGAACGUGGAACAGGUCCUUGUCCCUAUAUUUGAUGUUCUGAUCCUGAUAUUGGGCAUCGGGGGACACACUAUGGUCAUGGUGAUCCUGUGUCGGAGGAGCAGGAGGCGGAUGGGUCAGUCAGGAACCGGUACAGACGUCCUCCUGCUGGCCCUGAGCUUCGCAGAUCUUCUUCUUCUCUCCACGCUUCCUUUCCACACAAGCGCCAUCGCCAUGCAGCAUUGGCCUUUCGGGGACGCCAUGUGUCGUCUGGCUGGCUUUUUGGGGUCGGCCUGCACCUCGGCCAGCGCCUUCACGCUGUCCACCCUGGCAGUGUCGCGCUACAUGACGGUCGUGCACCCCGCCAGAACGUUCCGCUUCCUCUCUCCACGCCAGGUAGCCAUCACAACCGCGCUUCUUUGGGUUCCAGCCUGCUGCCUGGCGACACCCCAGCUGGUGUUUCGUUUUGUGGGAAAUUCUCCAAACAACCCGGACGGCCUUGCUUGCUUCGCUUUCCUGUCCCACAGAGAUCAGCUAAUUUAUGGAUUGAUUCAUUUCCUUGUGGCUUUCUUGCUCCCCCUGAUCACCAUUGCCAUCGCGUACGGAAACAUCUACUUGUUCCUGUGGAGGACCCGGAAUGCUGUUCAAGCUCCACAAGUGGAACGUUACCAGAGCAAGGUUACCCAGACAUCGGUAAUACUGGUCGUGGUGUUUACUCUGUGCUGGCUGCCUUCAUACGGCCUGACGUUGGCCUUGCUAUAUGACAAAAGCUCAGGGGCCACUGGCACGUCACCACGUUACGGUCCAUUCAGCGUGUUUGCGCGACUCAUGGCGAUCGCCUCAACAGUGUUAAACCCAAUCCUCUAUGUGCUCAUCUCCCAAAGGUUCCGACAGGAUGUGCUGAGGCUGUUUAAGAGGGAAGGGCAGAAAGCCAGCGGGGGCAGGGCAGCCUGAUUGACUGUAAUUACUCAGUGGAAAACCAGGAUGCACAAACACUGGGCAGAUCCACAUUACUGCAAACUACAAUUAAUCAUUUGAAAGAAUCCUUGCAAGGAAUGGGCACUCCAGAGUAUUACAUAACGAGCUGUGAAGAAUGUUGCUCUUUUAUGUGACUACAGACAACCUUGAUUUGGUCAUGCAAGCAUUCAGAUGAGAUUUAUUAUAAACACCCCCAGAAAAUGUUGCGAUCAUGUCAAAGAAGCUUUUGUUUUUUGUUCUCAGGCUUCAUACAUCCUGUCUAUCCAAUUUUCCAAUACUGUAUUUAUGAAUAAUAGUGGUAACUUCUGAUGUACUCAGUCAGUAGGUUUAAAACCGGCGCUGCACAAGAAUUGUAAAGGCAGAAUUAAUUUAAUCAGCUCUUGUACUGGAAGUACCUCAAAUUGCGGCUUCAAGUGCAGAUACAAAGCGGGAGCAAUUUCAGAUGAAAAUGUGUUGAAAUACAAAUUAAAAUGAGGAAUGGACGACAGAAUUACGGACUCCUCAUCAAUUGUAUAAAGGAAAUAAGCUGUAGAUACAGCAGGAAAUUAAAUUUGAUAGAAACUGAUUGUUCAACCACACAAAGA
Molecule: messenger RNA, 2045 nt
Organism: Syngnathoides biaculeatus (alligator pipefish)
Lineage: Eukaryota; Metazoa; Chordata; Actinopteri; Syngnathiformes; Syngnathidae
Product: galanin receptor type 2-like
Exons: 1
Coding region: 379-1437 (352 amino acids)
Biological process (GO): G protein-coupled receptor signaling pathway; immune response
Cellular component (GO): membrane
Molecular function (GO): G protein-coupled receptor activity
Source: RefSeq, a predicted model, not a curated record